Molecule: messenger RNA, 642 nt
Organism: Danaus chrysippus (African queen)
Lineage: Eukaryota; Metazoa; Arthropoda; Insecta; Lepidoptera; Nymphalidae
Source: the annotation of a GenBank genome assembly
AUGAAUAUUUUCCGUUUACUUGCGGACUUGUCCCAUCUGUUAGCUAUAAUCAUAUUAUUACUAAAAAUAUGGAAAACGAGAUCAUGUGCAGGCAUAUCGGGAAAAUCGCAAAUACUAUUUUCCAUAGUCUACACUGCCCGAUACUUGGAUUUACUUACGACAUACGUGUCGGCAUACAAUACUGUAAUGAAAAUAGUUUUCAUCGCGGCAUCAUACGCCACAGUUUAUCUCAUGUAUGUUAAAUUCAAAGCCACGUACGAUCACAACCACGAUACAUUCAGGAUUGAAUUCUUGCUGAUUCCCUCUUUGAUCCUCGCUUUACUGAUUAACCGCGAGUUUACCGUGAUGGAGGUUUUGUGGACAUUUUCGAUUUAUUUGGAGGCUGUUGCAAUUUUGCCGCAAUUGUUUUUGGUAUCAAAAACCGGUGAGGCUGAGAGUAUUACCUCUCACUACUUGUUUGCUUUGGGUUCCUACAGAGGUCUUUAUCUUUUGAACUGGAUAUACCGUUACAUCUUUGAGGACCAUUACGAGCUGAUUGCUAUAGUAGCCGGUGUCAUACAGACGGUUUUGUAUUGUGAUUUCUUCUAUCUCUACAUAACUAAAGUAUUUCUUGGAAGUUAUACUGAUUACUAUAAAUAUUGA